AUGGCCAACAAGGCUGAGUCCCUGACGGCAGACCCAAAGCCUAAUCAAGGGCCCGGCGCUACCGUUUUCGUCACAAAGUCAAUCCUGACCACUUCGGACGAAGCAGAUGCAGAUGCAGCCACCAAACAUACCAAGUCCCGCCCUUGGCGCUCGGUCCUCCGCUAUGUCUGGGAUGAUCCCGGCAAGUCCAAGGAAGAAAAGUGGUUCCUUCUCAAGCUUGACCUAUGCCUCCUCUCCAUAUCCUGCCUUGGCUAUUUCAGUAAGAGUCUUGAUCAAGCCAAUAUCAACAACGCCUAUGUGUCUGGCAUGAAGGAAGCGCUCCACAUGGACGGCAGUGAGUUGACGUAUGCCUCCAAUGUCUUCACCGCCGGCUAUGUCCUGGGUCAGCUCCCUGCCGUUAUACUUGCCCGACAUGUGCGGCCGUCGAUCCUGCUUCCCACCAUGGAACUCUUGUGGACCGUCUUUACGUUCUGUAUGUCGGCCGUCACGACGACUUCGCAGAUGUAUGGCCUGCGCUUUCUCCUUGCCGUCUGCGAAGGCACCUACUUUCCGAGCGUCGUCUACAUCAUCGGGUCUUGGUACACCAAACGCGAACUCGCCAAACGCAUGACCAUCUUCUAUGCCACCGCACCCAUUGCUGCCAUGUUUAGCGGGUACCUACAAGCCGGCGCGUACAAGGGCUUGAACGGCAGGCUCGGCCAUUCGGGUUGGCAAUGGCUGUUUAUCAUCUGCGGUGUCGUCAGUCUCCCCAUCGCGCUGAUCGGGUACGUGUUAUUCCCAGACUUCCCCGAGACGACACGGGCCAUCUACCUGACGGAGCGUGAGCGGGAACUGGCGCGGGCGAGGAUGCUCAACGAGGGCAUGAAACCGCUGGGCGCCUCAGCCUGGAACCGCACCAAGAUCUUCAAGCUGGCCAAGCAGUGGCAGUUCUGGCUUCUCCCGCUGGGCUAUUUCUUUGUCCAGACCGGCUUCCCCGUGCAGCAGCCGGCAUUUGCCCUUUGGCUGAAGUCGACCAAUCACACCGUUUACGAAAUCAACGUCUGGACGACCGGCCAGUUCGCCGUCGCCGCCGUUUCGCAAGUCGUGGCCGGUAUGCUCUCGGACUCGCCCCUCUUCCAGGGCCGGCGGUGGCAGUCGCUGCUGCUGCUCCAGGUCCCCUGCUUGAUCGGCUCCAUCAUCAUCGCCGUGUGGGACGUGCCCGACAGCGCCAAAUUCACCAGCUACUACCUGUGCUUUACGGCCAUGGGCGUGCCGGGCAUCUACUUUUCCUGGUUCUCCAGCCUGAUCCCGCACGACCACGAGUUCCGCGGCUUUGUCAUUGCCACGUCCAACAUGUUCAGCUACAUCAUGGGCAUCUGGUGGACCUUGACCGUGUGGCGGACCGUGCUGGCGCCCAAGUUCCACGCGGCGUUUAUCGCGUCGUCGUGUCUGGGCUGUGCGCUGAUCGUGCUGGCCUUUGUCAUUCGCGUGCUCGAGAAGCGUGAUCAAAGGAAACGUGCUGCCGCUGCCGCUCUCGACGCGGGGACGGGGGUCGAUGAUGACGAGGACGAGGAGAAGACGACCGCCAAGGAUGUGAACAAGUUGUCGUCGCAGGUUGAUCCAGCCGUCGUUGCGAAGACUGGGAUUGGGCUGGAAGUUGUCAAGGUCUGA
Molecule: messenger RNA, 1650 nt
Organism: Fonsecaea pedrosoi CBS 271.37
Lineage: Eukaryota; Fungi; Ascomycota; Eurotiomycetes; Chaetothyriales; Herpotrichiellaceae
Exons: 1
Coding region: 1-1650 (549 amino acids)
Biological process (GO): transmembrane transport
Cellular component (GO): membrane
Molecular function (GO): transmembrane transporter activity
Source: RefSeq, a predicted model, not a curated record